Prorocentrum cordatum is the source of this 1002-nucleotide messenger RNA. NCBI's taxonomy places the organism in Eukaryota, Dinophyceae, Prorocentrales, Prorocentraceae. The record is from the annotation of a GenBank genome assembly.
AUGGAGGAGGAGGAGGGGGAGAAGAGGGAGGAAGCGAAGGACCUGGAGUUCUUCCAGGCCAACCCAGCGUGCCUCGUCUCGUGCUCCCACGACGGUUCCGCCCGUGUCUGGGACAUCAGGGCGGCCGACGCCUCCGCCCGGCGCUUCGCGGUCACGAGCAGCGAGGUGUACAGCUGCUCGGUGGGCCGCGGGGACUCGGCGCUCGCGUGCGCCGCGUCCGAGAAGGUGCACCUCUUCGACGCGGGGCAGGGCAAGCGCCUCUGCGUGUACAAGGAUUGCCACACGGACGUGGUCAACCACGUCAGGUUCCACCCCGUCGACACUUCCAGGCUGCUGACCGGCGCCGAGGACAACCUGGUGGUGCUCCUGGACACCAACCAGCCCAGGGAGGACGAGUCGAUGCUCGGGGUCAUCCCCAACGAGGAGUGCGUGCGCUCGUUCACGCUGGUGGGGCCCGGGCGCGGCACGCUCUGCUGCGUCUCCACCACCGACGACGUCAGGAUAUGGGGCCUCGGCGGGGAGAGCCUGGGGGCGAAGCAGGCCGAGUUCCUCGGCCUGCGGUUCAACGAGCUGCUGGUGCGGGACGACGGGGAGGCCUUCGGCUACGUGGUGGAGACCUUCUACGACGAGCCCUCUGGCAACGUGUUCUUGCUCGCUGGCGCGGGGUGCAGCGGUGAGCUGCUCUUCUUCCGCAUGACCCUGCAGGCGGCGGUCCCCGCCGCAGGCUUCCGGGUCCCCACCAUCAGCGCGCUGCAGGAAGGCGGCCCAUUCGAGGGCCACUCCGGCAUCGUCCGCUCGGCCCUGUGCCUCUCCGGCGGCGUGGUGCUGACAGCGGGCGAGGACGGGCGCGUCUGCGCGUGGUCCGAGGACUCCUCCCUGGAGGCCCAGGACCCGCAGCCCGAGGCCCCGCGGCCGCCGCGCCCGCAGCGCUUCGGCCUGGAGCCCUCGUCGUACGGCGUCUGCCGCGGGAGGGGGGCCGCCGCCCGCGCCGCGCCCUACUGA